AUGGUAUGCUGUUCAAACUUAUCUUUAAUUUUUAGUUUCAUGAGAAAUAUUUUGUGCUGCGCACAAAAGAUGGCUAUGACCAAUGCUGUGACCAAGUUUUGGCAUUUGGUGAACAUUUUAGCAAAACAUAUGGCAUAAAUAGAAGAUCUAUUCUCAAUGAAAGCACAUUUUUUCAUGUUGUUGGUGGCCUACCUACAGAUGCCAUGCAUGAUAUAUUAGAAGGUGUCUUACAUUAUGAAAUGAAAGAGAUGUUGAAAGAUUUCAUCAAAGCCCAUCACAUGUUCACCUUAGAAGAUCUGAAUAGCAGAAUCGCCAGAUUUGAUUUUGGAUACCACAAUGAUAAGAACAAACCUUCACCUAUUACGGAACAAAAAUUAUCAUCAAAUGAUCACAGUCUAAAACAACAUGGUUAG
This is a messenger RNA of Paramuricea clavata, 413 nucleotides long. Lineage: Eukaryota; Metazoa; Cnidaria; Anthozoa; Malacalcyonacea; Plexauridae. The record is from the annotation of a GenBank genome assembly.